AUGGUCACAGCUACCGAUGGGAAUGACAGUAUAUCGUCCAGAGCGGGUGAACAGUCACCGAUAGCAUCGGGAAAAGCUUCGACUAUGCCGUGGAACUUGAGCAACGAGGAGUCUCCAGAGGCAUCCAAUCGACCCCCAUUGACGUCGCAACAGUCUAACUCCCUUCCCUCCACACCUUACCAACACGCGCGGAAAAUCUCUUUUCAUUCCAGAUCGCCCUCGCCGCGCCAUGGAAGCACAUCGCCUCGGUCGACUCACUCGGAGACGACGCACAUUCCUCCCUCUGCGCGAAAACCGUUUACGGGCUGCAAAUAUGAAACCGCAAUGUCGUUUUUUCGCAGGAGAAUGCCGUACUCUCUCGGCGCCGACCUGUUACCAGAAGAAAAAGAGGGUUUAAAACCGCAACUCAGUUUAGAAGAGGAGAAGAAGCUUACAAAGGAUAUACUGGAAGUCUACGAUCGGUUAUUACCGUCGGCAGAGAGCGAUGACCGGCGACGGAGACUUGUCUCCAAAUUGGAGGACUUGUUUAACAAGCAGUGGCCGGGAUCUGAGAUCAAGGUUCAUGUGUUUGGAUCGUCUGGCAAUAAACUAUGCUCGAGCGAUUCGGAUGUCGAUAUUUGUAUAACCACAACUCGAAAAGAGCUGGAACAUGUGUGCUUAUUGGCGGAUGCACUCGCACAGCACGGAAUGGAGCGAGUCGUUUGCAUAUCCCACGCGAAAGUUCCUAUAGUGAAAAUCUGGGACCCCGACCUACGCCUGGCUUGCGAUAUGAAUGUGAACAAUACCUUAGCGCUGGAGAAUACAAAGAUGGUUCGCACAUAUGUGGAGAUUGACGAACGAGUACGCCCACUGGCCAUGAUUGUCAAGCACUGGACGAAGCGGAGGAUACUAAAUGAUGCUGGCCUUGGCGGUACCUUAAGCUCCUAUACCUGGAUCUGCCUGAUCAUCAACUUUCUCCAGACUCGAGAACCUCCCAUACUACCCAGCCUCCAAGCUCGGCCACAUAAGAGGAGGACCACUGCGGAUGGAUUAUUGUGCUCUUUUGACGAUGAUCUGAAGGCUUUGGUCGGAUAUGGAAAGGAAAAUAAGCAGUCCUUAGGAGAGCUCUUCUUCCAGUUUUUCCGGUACUACGGCCAUGAGUUGGAUUACGAGAAGUUCGUCAUUUCGGUUCGCGAAGGGAGGUUAAUAUCAAAAGAGGACAAGGGUUGGCACCUGCUACAGAACAAUCGGCUCUGUGUUGAGGAGCCUUUUAACACGUCGCGGAACUUGGGGAACACGGCCGAUGACACUUCCUUUAGGGGAGUUCAUAUGGAACUGCGCAGGGCUUUCAAGGCCAUCUCAGCGGGUGAUCUUGAGCUUUGCUGUGAACAGUACGAGUAUCCUCCUGAAGCAGAGCGCUCGUGGGAGAGGCCGCCUCCUCAACCGCGACCGAUAGUUACGGCACCGCCAUCACAUCCCUCCCGAGGUGGCCGCGGUGGUGGCCGGGGUGGGCGACACUCAAAUCACUAUAAUCGCGGCGGACAUUCUGGUGGCCGUCGAAGCUCGAAUACAGGUGGCAAGAACCACUUUCGUCAACCCAACGGUGGGAUGAGUGCGUCGGAGCUUUCUCUUCAGGCGCAACAUGCGCAAUAUCUGCUUCAUGACCACCUCUAUCAGCAGAUACAAAUCCUCCAAGCGCAGGAACAAGAACUGCGAUUGCAACUGCAAAAUCAAGCGCUGUUGACAGGGCGCCCUCCUCCUGUCCUUAUCCGCCAGCCUUUCAUCCAGUUCCCUGUGCCAUCACAGGAAGCUUCGGGUGACGACAGCUCGCGCUCGAGAUCCGGAACGGUCAAUCAUCCGCCGAUUAACGUGCCAUCCCGACAGAAUCUCUAUUACAACUCGUCCUAUCUGCCUGUCGCUGUCCCAGGCGUACAAGGAUGUAAUACGAACCCACCAUCGCCGUCCGCCGCCACCGCGAUGCCUGAUCUCCGCCGAAACCCACGCCGAUCUUCAGUUGCCAACGGGUCCCCAAGCGGCUCUCUGAGAGCUCACUCACAGCCUGCGCGUCCUGUCAACUCGCUUCCUAGUUUUGCGCCUCUCUACUCCAUCUCACAGGCCACCGAGGGCUCUCGACAACGUAAUGCACCUGUUUCUCCGGAUGACACGCAAAGCGAGGAAGAAGGUUCAUCUAUACCCAAUAGUCUACCUAAUCGUUCUUUCUACAUGGACGAAGCGAGACCGACCGACUAUAUGAGUUACUACUACGGUAGCUCGCCUCAGCUUCAAGCGUAUCACCAGAGCGCUAUGCUUUCGCCGCUAUCGGCUUCGCUCGGGCUAGCGAUGCCCAAUGGUGGCGUUUUUCCCUUUCUCGGAAACCCCCAGGAGUACAUGUCAGCCGUUCCAGGGAACGAGACCUAUACCCCCUCGUUCGAUAGCGCCUCUGUUUCGUCUCCAAAUUCUAGUCAACCUCAGCACAGGACAGGUUCUCGCACCGCUGCAAGCGAUCGUGGUGGGCCUCUGAUUGUGGAUGGAUCUGUGCCUCCCACUGAGCAAAGGAUAGGUGCUCCGGCCGACAAUUACGACCCGUACGGGUUGAUAUCUAACUGCACGUCUAAUUCGGAUGAUCAGAAUACCGACACCCCCGCUAGCGUCUCGGACUCUUUCUCUCAGGAUUAUCAAGACAACAGUUCAGUAGAGAUUGAGUCAAAUCCUUUCUUUAGCCGGCCGGGAAUAGACUCGCAUAACCUAGGAAACAUUGCGGAUCCGUUCGUGAAUGGGCCUAACGGGAAGCAAAGUUUGCUCUCCAGCCGACUUCAGAACCUUCAGCUCUCGAACGGCGAGAAGAUGCCUGACUCGUUGCCGAAACAUUUGCCUGAGAAGCCUAAGCCAGCCCAGCCCCAUCACGCUGGCGCCGAGAAGGAAGCUCCUCGUUCAAAAAACGUCCAUGCAGGUGACAAAGGGCCAUCAGCCACAGAGCAUACAACGUCCUCGAAUGGGAAGCGUCGAACCAAUGGCUUUGAUACCUUUGAGAAGACUAAUGGGGCCGCUCAUCGAUCCAAGCCCAAGAAUCGCACGGAUUUCUCUCAAGCGUGGUCUGCCGGGCUAAACGACCAAAAGGAACGGAAUGCUAGCCAACGAAAGGUGAACGGUGUCAGCUCCGCGGCGCAUGAUUCCAACGUCAACCACAGCAACAGCGGGUGGCAGACGACCAAAAGGAAGAACAAGAAGAGCAACAAGGCUUCUCCAGACCACCGACACGGUUUGCAUCACGGCGCGGAACCUCUGCCGGCUGAUGAGUCAAUGCGCAAGGGUGGUUAA
This is a messenger RNA of Aspergillus calidoustus, 3297 nucleotides long. Lineage: Eukaryota; Fungi; Ascomycota; Eurotiomycetes; Eurotiales; Aspergillaceae. The record is from the annotation of a GenBank genome assembly.